GACAAGUCGCUGCUUGACACGGGCUUUGCAGCAGCAGGACGAAUAACGGCUGAGUUAGAGGAAGUUAUUGAGAGCCGGGGACAGUUGUACUAUGUGAUCCUUAAAGAGUUAAACAAAGCAUUACACUAAGGGAUAGGUAGACAAGAAGGCUGAGCAUUCAUGGAUAUUGUGGACACCUUUAACCACUUGAUUCCCAGUGACCAGUUGGACGAUUCCCUGCUAGUAGGUCAGAAUUUGGAAUGUGAAGCCAGUGGUGAUUUUGGGCAAGGCCUCCAGCUGGAAGAUUCACUGAAGAACAUGCUCAGUGACAAAGAUCCCAUGUUUGGAUCUGCAAGCUCCCAGUUCAAUCUCUUGGACAACGACGACCCCAGUUUUCAGAUUGCCGGUUCAACAGCAGGUCUUGACGUUGCUUCAGCGUCCAGUGGCCUCAGUGGUACUGCUGGUGAACUGACAGGUCAAGAGACUCCACAAGUUAAGCGACCUGUUGGCAGACCGAAGAGACAUCCACGCACUGUAGAACAUAGAGAAAGUGGUGGCCAGGGACCUGAUACCACGUCUACCAGCACAAAGUCCCGAGGAAGACCAGUAAGGAGACCAGUCAGUAGGCAACAAAGGUCUUUUCUGAUUGAGAAAGGAGUUGCAGGCCCCCAGCUGAAGAAAGAGUUAACCUCGGGAGGGCGUAUUAAUAUUCAUGACCUUGAGGCUGGGUUAUGGCUAAACCCUGUUGUUGUAUUAAGGCGGCUGACAGUCACAGUUGGAGGAUUCAGGAUUGAGCUUCUUCCAGGGCCUUCUUACACAGAAAAUCCAGAUACAGGGCAGUCAAUAUGCUUUGAACCUGGUUUUUCGUAUGGCGGGGACAUUGAAUAUGGCAUGUUGCAGGAUGCUGGGGUUAGUGUACAGAAUCCCAUGCCAGAGAAUGUGAGAGACUUGGGUGUAGCUGAGAAGUCCUGUGCUGAAGAUGCACCCCUUGGGCUGGGCCCGUAUGUGAAUCCAAAUGAUGUUCAAGCGGCCAACGGGACACUGGGAAGCCCCUGUUCGGCAGAGACCAAACUUGACAAUCAGAGCGUUUCUGGAAAGCCUGUUAGUAAAGGAAAAGAUGGCGACAAAGAGCCACAGAACUUUGAAAACAACAAGACUACUUCAAGUGAUAUUACGGAUAGUAAGGAAAAGAAACAGAUUAUGGCCAAAAAAGUGCUCAAGUCUAAACAAGGACUCACCUCUGUCAAGAAUAAGGAUGCGGUACCAGAGAGACCAAGUAGCACAGUUAAAGGAACUAAAGUCUCCCAAAACAUUUCUUCAAAAUGCAUCCAAAGAGGAGACAUGCAGAACAUGAAAUCUCUAAAAGAAAAGAAAGGCAUUACGCCUUUGAAAAGGCAUGUGGAAAGUGCCCAAACAGAGCGUGCCACUAAAGUGCUAAAGACACAGGACGCAGGACCCCAAUCGGUGAAGCCAAAAUCGCCAGGUACUUCCAUUGCCGUAGUCAAGAAGACAUUAUCAUCUGACAGCCGCCCCAGUGAGCAGCAGGGACCAACCAAACACACUCAUUCACAUGUUAGUCCCAAACCUGAGAGUGCUCACCUCACACACGGUCCAGGCCACUCUUCAAAGACACCCGAGGAGGGAGGGCAGGAGAAGCCCAAAGUCAAAAAGCCCGAAAAGAUCCUUCAGAGGCAGAAAAGUAAAAAUGCAAGAAGUGUCUCUGUGGACGAGCCGCAGCUGUUUGUCCCAGAUAACGCUCCUGUUGUGAAAAAAGAAACUGCUGAGGAGCAACCUGCAAACACAGAGACUGUAUGGGAUGGAAACAAUAGUUGUGGUCUUUGCAAGAAACACCAUAACAACACGUUCAUGGUUGGCUGUGGUCGCUGUGACGACUGGUUCCAUGGCGACUGUGUUGGUCUGGACUUGACAAAAGUGCGUGAAAUGGAGGAGGAGGACCAGAUGUAUGUUUGCCUAAAGUGUUGCGCUGAGGAAAGCACAAAAGUGGAGCCCGAUGGCCUAGGUGCAGCCAAGCCAGAAGGACAAGCCAAGCAUGAGGUACAGGAUAAUAAGCUGCCUGUGAAGCCGAGGCAGGGACCCUCACAGCCUCUCACAUCAGGGGGGGUCAGGCCAGCAAGAAAGGAUUCAGACAGAAGGCAGUCAACAGAAGGCAAAGAUGCAGCACAAAAAACAGGACUAAAUCCAAAACAGGAGUCAAAAAAUAAGAGUUCGUCUUCAGCUGUAAAGAAGCCUGUGUCUGUGGAAGAAAUCAGGAGGAGUGUGCGUGAUUCUUUGAAGGAAAUCCUUCUGCAGCGGCUCAAAGAAUCUGACUUGAAGGUCACAUUGGAGAAGGCCUCUGAAGUUGCCAAGAAGACAGAGAGAGAGCUUUUUCACUUAUAUAAAGACACUGACAACAAAUACAAGAACAAGUACAGAAGCCUAAUGUUCAACCUCAAAGAUACUAAAAAUAAUGUAUUAUUUAAGAGGGUUCUUAAAGGGGAAAUUUCUCCGAGUAAUUUGAUUCGAAUGAAUCCUGAGGAAUUGGCCUCAAAAGAACUGGCUGCCUGGCGACAAAGGGAGAAUCGACAUACUAUUGAAAUGAUUGAAAAAGAGCAGAGAGAGGCAGAGAGGCGACCCAUCACUAAGAUCACCCAUAAAGGUGAAAUUGAAAUCGAGAGUCAAGAACCAGUGAAAGCACCUGAGACCAUGGAGUUGGAGGUUGAGCCUCCUCCCAAAGUGCCAGAAGACACAGCAGACCUGCCCCUAGAGAAGAAAUCUGAAAGCACCAAGACAGAUAAAGAUACUACCAGCCAACACAGGUCUCACUUGUUUGACCUACAUUGCAAGAUCUGCACAGGUCGUAUGGCUCCGCCGGUGGAAGAAGCACCAACCAAAGUGGUGAAAGUUGCUACUACAGUGGUGAGGAGGCAGUCAACCAAAGUGGAAGAGACUAAGAGCGCACCUUCACCUGUGAAGGAAGAUGACCUCCACCUCACUGUUUUAGAGGAGAGCUUCCUUAAUGCCAAAUCUGCAAGCAGCGAAGGAAGGUUGGAGUAUACAAGUGGAAGAGAUGAUGAAGCCGCUUUCCUUGCUAACCUCAAGUCGUUGUGGAGAGGGUUCAUUAAUAUGCCUGCUGUGGCAAAGCUUGUCACAAAAGCAUUUCCGGUCUCAGGCAUUUUGGACAAUGUGACUGAGGAUCUUCCAGACAGCAUCCAGGUUGGUGGUAGGAUUAGUCCACAGACUGUGUGGGACUACUUGGAGAAGAUUCGUGCAACUGGAACAAAAGAGGUGUGCCUGAUUCGCUUCUCCCCUGAGACAGAGGAAGAUGAGAUCUCCUACACUCUUCUGUAUGCCUACUUCAGCAGUCGUAGGCGCUUUGGGGUGGUUUCCAACAACCUGAAACAAGUGAAGGACAUGUAUCUCAUCCCCCUGGGAGCUACAGAAAAAGUUCCACAUCAGCUUGUUCCUUUCGAUGGCCCAGGUUUGGAAAACAACCGUUCCAAUCUUCUUCUUGGACUAAUCAUCCGCCAGAGACCAAAAAGAGAUUUUCUUCCUGUGGACAUGAAUGAAACUGCGAGGAUUAUCCCUGAGAGCAAGCCCGUCACUGUUGCUGCAAGUGAUACCCGUGUCACAGAGGAAGACGAGAAGUUCUACUUUUCCUCCCUGCCUGCUGCACAUACAAAAGAGACAGACAAACCACUUAACACUGUGGAAGAUGCUGAUGUUACACAGUCUUUUGAGGAAGCAUCUGCAUCAGAAGACAUCAAUAACCAGGAACCCAAAAAACCACUGCGCUUUCUUCCAGGUGUGUUAGUUGGCUGGGGUGGAGAAUUACCUCCUUUGCCAGAUGUUGGAGGGAAGCCCACAACAAAAGCUGAUAACCCUCAAAAGACCCAGCAGGCUACAAAGGAAGAUGCAGCAAGCUCAGGAAAUUCCACCAAAAGUCCGACAGCUGCCACACCGCGAGAACGCUUUGUUAUCAAGAAGAAAGAAUCUAAAACUGUUAAAACUGAACCAGAGGUAUCCAGCCAGACUGAUACAUCUGUUCCUAACAACUUGUUGGGAAAGGACGGUGCAAUGGUGACCCAUAGUGCCUCAGUCUCUCUGAAAGAUAAGCCUCCAGAUGUAUCAACAGAAGCAUUCUUGGCAAGCUUGUCAACAGCUCCAAGUGGGAAUGAAGCUAGCAGCGCUGUCUCUGCAAAUAAAGGAGAUGUUAGCCUUUUGUCUGAAACGGAAAAAGGAAAGCCUGAAGGGAAUUCAUCCUUGCACUCAAAAUCCCAGGCUACUUCAGAUAAUGCAAACAGCUCAAAACCUCCUCUAAGUGGAAUAUUGAAAAAAAGUUCUGCAUAUUCCAGUGUGGCUGAAGGUAAGAAAAUGGAGGAGGCACAAAAAGGUAAAACCAGCCAGCCAUCUCCUUUGAGUCCCCAGCCUGUUCCUGUGUUGAGCAGCACAAGAAAUGAUCCUGUUCCGCUGUCUCAGCAUGGAUAUUCACAUCCUUCUCAGGAAGAUCACAAACCUGGGGAUGAAAUCCAACCCAACAUUAGGUCAUCCCAUAGUGAAAGAGAAGAUCCCAGCAUGCCCCAGGAUGGUCCCAUGGCAACUUCGACCGUAUAUACUCCUUCAGGUCAAGGACCACAAGCACCGUCUUAUGUACCCCUUCACACUGAGGCAUCUGAGUUCCAGCAUGACUCAGUAAUGGCGCCGGCUGUCCCACCGUUCAGCAACGCUGCAUCUUUCCCACUGGAGCAGCAGCUGCCUCAGGUACCUGGUAGCUACGAUUACCCAGCUGCCCCACCUCCCAGCACAUUUCCACCCCAGGAGCAGAAUCACAUUGCUCCAUGGACUCAGGAUAGUGCCAUGGUGUUGUGUGCUCCUCCUGGACUUCAGUCACAGUACCCUGACAGCUACUCUGAAUCAUCUGGCCAACCUGCGCCCUUGGCCAAAGACUACAAACGUCCAGAGGAUCGAUACAGUGAUCCCUGGGAGAGGCCACGGCACACAGAGGACAGCGACCACUACAGGCGGCACAGCCACCACAGUGACACUCACCACGGGAAAAAGAGCAGACACCAUGACCGGGAGCGGGGGAAAAAGCACGAACGCAGCCAUGAGGACAAGUACAGAGAAAGGAGUAGACACCAUGGACACUCAGAGGACCGCCAUGGUGAGAGGCGGAAAGAGAGGCACCACAGUGACGACUACAGCAGACGUCACAAAGACAAACACAGACAUAGACGGGACUCUGAUCAUGAGAAUGGACGACGAAGUUCAAGAGACAGUUACUCAUGAUUUCUUUUCUUUUUUUAUUUAAAAAAAAAAAAACAAAAACAAAAAAACACCGGUCUGCAGCUGUUACUGUGCCAUUUCCUGCAUACAUGUUCCCUUUUAAUGCUAUUUGCAGUACAGCCAAACACAAUGAUAUCCAUAUGUCUUUGUUCUUCAAACCAAUAAGAAUUCAAUGUUGGAACCAGAUUUUCUAUUUCAAAUUUUUAACCUUUUUAAUUUUAUUGUAUAUAUGUUUGUAUGUUGCAUAUUGAGCCACUGAACUCAACAUAAAUGCUUUGUUUCUCAUGCAGUUAUAAUGGUUUAAAUUUUAUGAUAACACAGCACAAGCGUGGACUAAAAGGGGAACAGUUCUUAGUUGACCUUAGUUAUCUGGCAUGAAUGUAACAGCUGAAAACAAUUAACAGAAAAGAAAUAUUAACAGCAGCUUCUCUCUCUUUUUUUUUAAAAGUUUGCUUAUGUUUUUAAGAUCACUUCAAUAUUUUAUAAAGUUACUUUAUUGAAAACAUCUGUACAUUUUGGCUUGUCAUGUACAUUAGAAGAAUCAAGUGUGCCUUUGCACUGUGUUUAUGUAGAGUUCGUAAUAAAGCUAAUCUUUUUUAUUGUUGAUUAUGAUUACAUAUGUUCUAUUGGAAAAAAUAUUCUCAAAAUUAAAUCUUAACAAAUAUAAUUAA
This is a messenger RNA of Myripristis murdjan (pinecone soldierfish), 5933 nucleotides long. It is a transcript of the gene phf3, whose product is annotated as PHD finger protein 3. The transcript is spliced from 16 exons. Gene Ontology annotation, biological process: DNA-templated transcription. Gene Ontology annotation, cellular component: nucleus. NCBI's taxonomy places the organism in Eukaryota, Metazoa, Chordata, Actinopteri, Holocentriformes, Holocentridae. The record is from RefSeq and is a predicted model, not a curated record. The coding region runs from base 160 to 5265 and encodes 1701 amino acids.